Acytostelium subglobosum LB1 is the source of this 2787-nucleotide messenger RNA. RefSeq lists its product as hypothetical. Bases 1 to 2787 code for a protein of 928 amino acids. Gene Ontology annotation, molecular function: NAD+ poly-ADP-ribosyltransferase activity; zinc ion binding; DNA binding. The transcript is spliced from 4 exons. The record is from RefSeq and is a predicted model, not a curated record. Lineage: Eukaryota; Evosea; Eumycetozoa; Acytosteliales; Acytosteliaceae.
AUGAGUGCACCACCAAAGGAAACAUUCGAAAUAGAAUAUUCAAAGUCUGAUAGAGCAUCUUGUAAGACAUGUUCAGGUGGCAUUAACAAGUCGGCAAUACGUGUUGGACAUGGUACACCUGGAAGAUUCCACGACGGAUUUGAGGUGUCGUGGCAUCAUCUCAAGUGCUUUGGUUGGGCACUGAAGGAUAUCAACGUGCUCAAGGGUUGGUCCGCUCUGCGCUGGGAGGACCAGAUGAGCCUGCUCAAGACCUACUUCCCCAAGGCAGACAAGCACGACACCAAGGAGCGCAAGAAGUAUCUGGAGGACCUCUACGAGAUCAAGGACGAGCUGCAAGACGUGCUCAACGGCCCACAGGCCAAGCUUGUCUAUCAGGCCAACACGGUGGAGGGCACCGAGUGCAAGAUCCCUCAGGACCGUCUCGUCCACAUCCUUUCCGACAUGUUGUUGUUGGGUCGCACCGGACCCUGUCCCAGCUGCAAGUCGUUGGCCGUCUCCUACAACUCCAUCCAGUACAAGUGCAAUGGAUACAUCACUGGAUUCACAAAGUGUGACUGGGUUGGUGCCGACAUUGAACGCUUCCACAUCAACAUCCCCACCGGUCUCAAGAAGAACGUUCAAGACUACUUCAGUUCGUUCAAGUUCUCAAAGAACUACCCAAAGAAGAAGUAUGACUAUACCAAGGAGGAUGAUGAGGAAGAGGAGGAAGAGAAUGAGGAGGAAGAUGAGGCUGCAACAAAUGAGGACGGUGCUGAUCCAACACAAUCAAUUGAUUCUGUUAUUGAUGAGGACCCAAAUAGAGCCGAGGAUGAAGUGCCCACCGGACUAGAGUGCUUUGGAAUGGUUGUGGUUGUUGCAGGCAACGCCAAGAACAUGGACGUGGCACCAACUGAAAUCAAGGACUUGGUCGAGAAGCAUGGUGGCUCAAUCGUAGAGCAGACGAACAAGGCCACCCUCAUGAUCUCCUGUGAGGAUGAGGUCGGCAAGGAACGCCCCACCAAGAAGGUCCAGGAUGCCAUCAAGUCCAUCCCAAUCUUCCCCACUAGCUGGCUGGUUGAGCUCACCAGUCGCACUGGUAGCGGCAUCAAGCUUCGCUCCAAUGCCGUGUCAAAGACGAUGGUGAUCGCACCGUCAAAGCUUGCGGACGACUAUGAGAUGGCCGCCAAGUACUUCAAGCCCAAGACCACGACCACAUCGACACGAUCCAACUCUUCAAGCCUCAAGAAGAGAAAGAACUCAGAGAUGGUCAGAGCCCAGCCAAAGAAGGACCCAAAGCCCGGCUCAGACAUCCUCAAGGUGGACGAGGACGUGCCCUACGGCUACAAGAUCUACGUGGAUCACACCGAGGAGUACGGCUACACGGCACACAAUGUGAUGCUCAACGCCACCGACACCACCACCGGUGUCAACAAGUACUACAAGCUGCAGCUGUGCUACAAUGGCAAGCAGUUCAUCGUCUUUAUGCGAUGGGGACGUGUCGGAUCGAGCAUGGGCACCAAGCAGGAGAACAAGAGCAGCUUCUCUGCCGCACUCAACAUGUUUGCCGACAAGUUCAAGGACUGCACCGGUGUCGACUGGGACAACCGUCUCUACUUCAAGAAGCUCGGUGGCCGCUACUACAUGUCUGCACUUGACGAUGGCUGGGAGGACGAUGAGACCGUCGAGUUGGUCAACAGCACCUUCAAGAAGAACCGCUCGGAGGAGAGUCAGGCCGAGCUUGAGAGACCACUGACCGUGUCUGAGUUCCCUCAGCGUACUGCCGAUCUGGUGACACUGAUGUUCGAUCCCGAGAUGAUGAAGAAGCAGCUCGAGUCGAUGAACAUCGAUGUCGAGAAGAUGCCACUGGGCAAGAUCAAGAAGAGUCAGAUCAUGGAGGGAUACAAGGUGUUGAACGAGGUCCAGGACCUCUUGUCCAAUCCCAAGACCGCGCCCAUCAUGUACCAAGACUGCUCCAACAGGUUCUACACUCUCAUCCCACACAACUUUGGCAAGUCCCAUCCACCUCUCAUCAACACUGUCGAUGCCCUCACCAACAAGAUCAACAUGCUCAAGUCACUCCUUGAUAUCGAGAUUGCUACUCAACUCGCAAAACAAACAGAGAAUGCCAAAGGAAACAUCAUUGAGAACAAGUACAAGACACUCAAGACCAAGUUCAUACCAAUGGACAAGGCAUCAGAGAUGUACAAGAUGUUGGUGAACUAUGCCCACAACUCACAUGACUCUUCACAGUUCCACUUCAAGCUUGAUGUUUUGGACAUCUUCACCGUGGACCGAGAGGGAGAGCGCGACAGAUUCGAGAAUGCAGGUUGGAGGAGCAAUGAGAACAAGCUGCUGUUGUGGCACGGAUCCCGUUUGACCAACUGGGUCGGUAUCAUCUCGCAGGGUCUGAGGAUCGCACCACCAGAGGCCCCAAAGACCGGUUACAGAUUCGGAAAGGGCAUCUACUUUGCCGACUGUGUCAGCAAGUCCGCUUCGUACUGUUUCACAUCUCGCGACAGUCCAACCGCAUUGAUGAUCCUCUGUGAGGUUGCCCUGGGCAAGAUGAACGAGCUCAAGCAUGACACCUACAUGGAGAAGGCUCCCACCGGCACACACAGCACCAAGGCACUUGGAAUGUCUGCACCAGACCAGAAGGGUAAUACCAAAGUUGAGGAUGACAUCACCAUUCCAAUUGGAAAGAUCACGAGGACAGGUAUGAGCACAUCGUGCACUCAUAAUGAGUUCAUUGUGUAUGAUAUCUCUCAGGUGAAGAUCAAGUACAUCCUAAAGGUCAAUGUUACAAAUUAA